AUGAAUCGCCCAGCUGUGUUGUUGGAAUGUGGAGUGUUGCCUGGGCUUCGCCAGACAUCUGUCAGAGCUGAACUCUAUGCUGUUAUGCGAGCAGUGAGGUUUGCGUGUUGUCGUGGACUUGAACUCAUGAUUUGGUCAGAUUGCCAGGCUGUUGUUAGGAGGCUCCGGAGAAUUCUCCAGGGUGCAGCAGUUCGCAUUAAUUCACCUAAUGCUGACUUGUGGAUGAUGAUUGCAGAUGACAUCUCUGCUGGUGCUCAUGUUCAGAUCACCAAGGUCAAAGCCCACUGUACUGUCUCCAGUGCUAACUCACCUUUGGAAGAAUGGUGUUACCUACACAAUCAGUUUGCGGAUCGGGCUGCAGUGCGUGCGAAUGAAAGUCGUGGUGAGGAGUUCUGGUUGCUAUUGGCCAGACAUGCUACUGCUUGCCGGAGUGUUGAUGAGUGGAAUUCCUGCAUUCAACAAGUCUUGAUUGCCAUUAGUAGAAGGGUUCUUUGCCAUGAACGUAUGACUGACAGUCCUGAGCCGUCUCCUUCUGUGCCAGGUCCACCGCCCAAGUGGACUGCCUUGCCCCCAAUGCCUUCUCCCCCGAAGGGAGCAGUUAGGUGGUAUGGUGAAGGGUUGGUGAUGAAACUGCUCAAAUGGUUUUGGCAUGCGGUUCAAUGUGAGCCGGGCCCGGUGGUGUGGAUCUCCCAUGCGCAGAUGUACAUUGACUUUGCCCUCACCACUGGGGAAGCUGGACCAGUGCAUAUCAAUGGAUGGCGGGACAGUGCGGACAUGCCUCUCCAUGCUCUGUUGCACACUGGGUUCAAGACUCGAGCUCGGUGGUUUGGCAAAGUUCUGCGUGAGACACUGCGACAUGCUAAUGUUGAUGUGGUGGCUGGCUACAGCGUGCCGACUAGCCACAUGAUCCACAUGCAUUGCAGCUGUUUGGGGGUGCCCUGGGACCCGGGUCGAUUGGAUGCAGUUGACCGCUGGCUCAUGAAGUUCUCGAAGACUCCGUUUCGUCGACAGACGAAAGAACUGGACCGGCUACCGGAGAAGCGUCGGCAGCUGCGUUUGGAGCGCAAGAAGCGCGGCAACGCGGAGCAUGAGGCCCAAGAACUCCGAGAGCAACUCUCAGUGCUUGUGAAGAAAGCAGGUGCUGGCGGAGUCCUCUCGGCAGCAGGGCACCUGGCUAUGCAGGGAAAUGGCUUGACAAAGGAAGCCCUCAAGGUUUCUGAAAAACAGGAACCGGCGACGUAUUGCAAACACAGCGCGGCUGCGGAGGUGUUACAAUGGAAACGCUUGGCGGCGCACAGAGAAAAACUCUUGCAGCAGGAGGAAAGGAUCAUCGAAGGCAACAAGAUCACCGAGGCAGAGUACUGUGGUUCUGAAGCCUUGCAACAUUUCCGAAGGAACCAGAGGACUCGUGCUGCCAUGGUACGUGAAGCCUAUGGCUCACUAAAGCUGGGAGGUUUCGAGAGCUGAGAGGUUGUUCUCAUCUUCUGUGAAGCCACUGUUCGAGAGGUACCAGAUUUGUUUCCCCACCAUGAUUGUCACCAUCAACAAUGGUGAUUAGUGGUUAAUAUGCUCUGGUUGG
Cladocopium goreaui is the source of this 1579-nucleotide messenger RNA. The record is from the annotation of a GenBank genome assembly. NCBI's taxonomy places the organism in Eukaryota, Dinophyceae, Suessiales, Symbiodiniaceae.